This is a messenger RNA of Rana temporaria (common frog), 3207 nucleotides long. RefSeq names its product nuclear factor kappa B subunit 1 (gene NFKB1). Gene Ontology annotation, cellular component: cytoplasm. Gene Ontology annotation, biological process: non-canonical NF-kappaB signal transduction; cellular response to stress; canonical NF-kappaB signal transduction. Gene Ontology annotation, molecular function: protein binding; RNA polymerase II cis-regulatory region sequence-specific DNA binding; DNA-binding transcription factor activity, RNA polymerase II-specific. The record is from RefSeq and is a predicted model, not a curated record. NCBI's taxonomy places the organism in Eukaryota, Metazoa, Chordata, Amphibia, Anura, Ranidae. The transcript is spliced from 24 exons. Bases 245 to 3091 code for a protein of 948 amino acids.
AGAGUUUAGUUGCCGCACACACCUCCAGCCUGGGAGGAGGAGGAGGAGGAGGACCUCGGUGCUGUGUAAUGAGCUCACCCCAAAACCCGCCCAGGAGCCAGAGAAAACAAGGAAACUGAAAGAGGAACAGGCGACAGCGGGGCUCAACUCAGCCUGCACCGGUCACAAUGGAGCCUUAGAGGAAGAAGAAGAGAGGAGUGGUACCAGCACCAUCAGCGGGGGAACACACUGCUACAGGUGAAACAUGGCAAGACAAAUGUUUGAUUUGGAUGAGCCACAGACGCUCGAAAAUUAUUUCAGGACUAAUACGAUGGGUGUAUAUGAUGAACAAAUUUUGAUGCCCCAUGAACAUCAUAUUCGACCAGUAGAUGGGCCAUACCUUGAAGUAACUGAGCAGCCUAAACAGAGAGGGUUUCGCUUCCGAUAUGUGUGUGAAGGACCAUCCCAUGGAGGCCUGCCUGGAGCUUCCAGUGAGAAAAACAAGAAAUCCUAUCCACAGAUUAAGAUCUACAAUUACAAUGGCCAUGCUAAAAUCAUUGUCCAGCUAGUAACCAAUGGCAAAGAUGUCCGGCUACAUGCCCACAGCCUGGUAGGGAGGCAUUGUGAAGAUGGAGUUUGUUCAAUAAAUAUGGGUCCUAAAGACAUGGUAAUUGGGUUCCCCAAUCUAGGAAUUCUUCAUGUCACAAAGAAAAAAGUGAUUGAGAUACUGGAAAGGCGUAUGAUUGACGCUUUUAAGAAGGGAUACAACGCUGGUCUUUUGGUUCAUCCUGAGUUAAAUUACCAGUAUUUGGGAGAUAGGACACUCACUGAGCGAGAAAAAGAGAUUAUUCGUCAAGCAGCUUAUCAGCAAUCGAAAGACAUAGACCUGAGCGUGGUACGACUUAUGUUCACUGCUUUCCUACCUGAUAGCAAUGGAAGCUUCACAAGAAGAUUGGAACCUGUUAUAUCAGUCCCUAUCUAUGAUAGCAAAGCUCCAAAUGCUUCUAAUUUGAAAAUUGUGAGAAUGGAUAGGACCUCUGGCUGUGUGACGGGAGGUGAAGAGAUUUAUCUUCUAUGUGACAAAGUUCAAAAGGAUGACAUUCAAAUACGUUUUUAUGAAGAAGAUGAGAAUGGCCAUAUUUGGGAAGGAUUUGGGGACUUUUCACCUACAGAUGUUCACAGGCAGUUUGCCAUUGUAUUUAAAACUCCUAAAUACAGAGAUCCCAAUAUUUUAAAACCUGUUUCUGUGUUUGUUCAACUCCGGAGAAAGUCAGAUUUUGAGACCAGUGAGCCCAAACCAUUUCUGUAUUAUCCAGAAAUUAAAGACAAAGAGGAAGUUCUUCGAAAGCGUCUAAAACUUAUGCCUAACUUUUCUGAUGGGUUUGGUGGAAGUGGAGCUGGAUCUGGAGGCAGCGGCAGCGGUGGAGGAGGUGGUGGCAGUAUGUACGGUGGUGCAGGAGCAUCCGGAUCUGGUGGUGGUUAUAAUUAUUCCACAUUCAACUACACCAAUAAUUAUGGAGGACUGAAUUUUCAAGUCGGCACAAUGAACUCCAACACAGUUUUACAGCCCCAGUGCGAAGGAGUCCAGGAAGAGACUGAAGCCUUGUGCUCCAAGCAUAAACAGAAAUGCUUGGAGGCUUUGAUCACAGAAGGUGAUGUGCAAACAGAACUUACACUAGAAGAAAUCUGCAAAGUACCAGGUUGUCACUUCCUGGAGAAGGCCAUGCAAGUUGCUAAGUACCAUGCUGACUCCCUUUUCGACUAUGCUGUGACAGGAGAUGUAAAAAUGCUACUGGCAGUACAGCGCCACCUAGCUGCAGCUCAAGAUGAAAAUGGGGAUAAUGUCCUUCAUCUUUCUAUUAUUCACCUUCAUGCUGCACUGGUUAAGAUCUUUCUGGAAAUAACGUCUGGGGUCAUAUGUGAAGAGAUUAUCAAUGUGCGAAAUGAUCUUCAUCAGACUCCUUUGCAUUUGGCUGUCAUCACUUGUCAAUCUGAUGUAGUUGAAGUUAUUCUGAAAGCAGGAGGAGAUCCAUUAAUGUUAGAUCGUAAUGGGAAUUCUGUCCUGCACCUUGCAUGUAAGGAAGGGGAUGCAACCACUCUUAGCAUUCUUCUUAAACACCCCAAAUUAACUGAGAUUAUCAAUCUUCCCAACAACGACGGCUUAAGCGCAGUGCACACUGCAGUGAUUGCAAACAGCAUGGGCUGUCUUCGACAAUUAAUAUUAGUGAGGGCAGAUGUGGAUGCCCAGGAGCGGAAGUCAGGGAGAACCCCUUUGCAUUUUGCUGUUGAACAGGACAACAUCUCUCUGGCGGGCUGUAUUAUUCUUGAGGGAGAUGCCUGUGUAGAUAGUACAACGUAUGAUGGGAGCACCCCGCUUCAUAUAGCUGCUGGCAGAGGUUCUACAAAACUCACAGCUCUCUUGAAAGCAGCAGGUGCGGACUCAUUCAUUGAAAACUGUGAACCACUAUAUAACCCUGAGGACAUGGAUGAGAAUGAUAUAGAUGAAGGCAUUGUUCCUGGAACAAAACCAACAGACAUGGCAAUCAAUGACGAGGUGCUGGAAAUACUGAAUGGAAAGCCAUACACAACAGAGUUUUCGUCCGCUUGCCCACAAGGAGACUUGAAAGACCUCAGUGAGGAGACGAAACAGAAGCUGUAUACCUUGUUACAAAGUGAAGACACGGACAAGAACUGGUCCACUUUGGCACAAAACCUUGGCCUGGGAAUACUGAACAAUGCUUUCAGGUUAAGUCCUCAGCCUCCCAAAACCUUACUGGACAAUUUUGAGGUAUCUGGAGGAACGAUCUCCGAACUUUUAGCUGCCUUAAAAGUGAUGUCAUUCACAGAAGCUAUUGAAAUCAUUGAAGAGUCACAGCCAAGCCAUUCUGAUGUAUCCCAAGAGGAUGAUCCUUCUGCUGAAAUCUCUCAGGAACAAGGUGAUUGUGAUCAUCAUAGAGGACCAUCUGAUGAGUACACGCAACAGUAUAAUGACAGUUUGUGUGACAGCGGAGUAGAGACAUCCUUCAAAAAGCUGAGCCUUUCAUAUUGUGAACUGCAGAAAGCAGAGAAUGAACACUUGGCCCCUCUUUCUGAACUCAUCUGCAACAACUGAUGUUCACACAGAAAAGACUAAACUUUUAGGCAUAUUUAUAGUAUGGUAAAACACUGGUCUCACAAGGAAUGUCAAUGUUACACAAAAAAUGCCAGCAACAGUGAGAAAAGGCUGGU